Molecule: messenger RNA, 2177 nt
Organism: Esox lucius (northern pike)
Lineage: Eukaryota; Metazoa; Chordata; Actinopteri; Esociformes; Esocidae
Gene: ttc29
Product: tetratricopeptide repeat domain 29
Exons: 14
Coding region: 485-2074 (529 amino acids)
Molecular function (GO): protein binding
Source: RefSeq, a predicted model, not a curated record
UGUUUUCCAAUUUCUAUGGAAAUGUAAAAAAAUGUUCCCCAUGCAAAUAUAUCCUUUGAAUUUAAUGGAAUUAUGAGAAAACCACUGAGAAACAGAGAGAAAGAGACUAACACCUUUAACCCGUCCAAAAUAGAAAAGGCUUUGAUACAUUUGGCAGUCGAUAUUUAACAUAGCUCCCGCGUCCUUUUGUCCUUCCUGUUUUCUACUCAGUGUUGUUAUUUUGAGCUUUCAUACGUGAUUCUGAACAUUUCUUUUUGCUAAGGGGUAGGGUCGUCUGAAAGUGUUGGAACGAGGCCCAAAGCUAAGAACUUUCUGAGCGCACACGGAAGUGUUGCUAUAGCGACUGCGUUGUCUAACACCACGCCGGACUUGGUUUGAUAGGAUUUCAAAACGGCCUUGUGUUUCAGAUGUGACUUAUAACGUUUGUUAUACCCUAUUACUUUGAAAUAUCCAGUUGGCAAAAGUUUGGCAACGAUACCUUAGGAUGAGCGCGUCAGUGGCGCGGAGGCAAAAAGUUAACUUUCUUCCGGACAUCAACAAACCGGAGAAACGUUCACCUGCGCACGAGCGGACUAGUCCACGACCACGGUCCAGGAUACAGAACAAGAAGAAAGAAAAUGAACCAAAGUCAACAGGAAUAAUCCAGACGCCAACAAUCUCCAAAGAUGAAGUCGCCAUGUUCCGGAGCAGUGUGUGGAAGAACACGUGUGUGGAGCUGCUGCGUGGAGGGUUCCACAGGUCUUUCUCCGAGCUGUCCUCUCUGCUGCGGCACUGGAAGGAGGUCCGGGAAGCAGCUGGUCCAGGAUCAGUCAUCUGGCAGCAGAUAUCGUUGGAAGAGCAACCCACCAAACUUCAUACACUCCAACACUACCUGACCAGAGCAGAGACAGCACAGAGGGCUGGUGUGUGGAGUGAGGUAUAUGACAACCAGCUGUGUUUGGCUCAGUACUUCAGAGACACAGACGACAUGUGGCUGAGCUCCCACUUCUACCAGGCCAGUUUGGCGUCAGCACAACGAGUCAAAAUGGACGGAGGACGGAAAGAGGCUGAGGCCUCAUCCAACAUGGGACGAGUCUACAUGGAGGAAGGUCAGUUGGACAGUGCCAGGGAGAUCUAUGAGCGGUUCUACAAGCUGACGGCUGGGCAGUCCUGGAGAGACGAUGGGGGUGUGUGUCUUCACACGCAGGCGUGUCAGUCUCUCUGUGGUGUGUACACCCAGCUGGCCAACCUCCUGCUGCAGGCCGACGACCACAGACCAGCCAUACAGACACUCAACAAGGCCUUCCAGAGGGCGAAGGAGGCUGGUGACCGUAGAGUUGAGGGGGAGGUGGCCUACCGUUUGGGUUUGGCCUAUCAGUGCGUAGGAGACCAGGUGACAGCCAAGUGCUUCCUGAACAUGUACCUGGAGAUCUCCACCCUCCUGGGGGAUGCUGACAGACUGGGGAAGGCUUACAAAGCUAUAGCAAAGUCCCUGGAGUGCGAAGGAAAGCUGAAUGAGACACUCCAGUAUCUGGAGAAGUUUGCAGAGGUCUCCCAGAGCAACAACCAGCACCACCACCUGGAGGAGGCCUGCAUGUGUUUAGGAGUCAUCUUCACCUCCCGGGGUCAGUACGACAGAGGCUGUGCGUAUUUCGAGCGGGCGUAUGAGAUCGCGCGGGACCUGGACGAGGUCCCUCUGGUGCAGAGGGCUCAGGUGUGUGUGGGUAGUGCCAAGGCCCACAGUCUGAUCAGGAAGUUCAGUCACCACAUAGAAACAGCAUCCCAUAGCAACCUGAGACUCCUCACUGCCUGGAAAGACAGGAGGGAGGAUGUCUUCUCCGACACAACAUCCCAGAACACAUCCACACAGCAGACAUGUGAGACAUCCCAGAACUCAUCCACACAGCAGACAUGUGAGACAUCCCAGAACUCAUCCACACAGCAGACAUGUGAGACAUCCCAGAACUCAUCCACACAGCAGACAUGUGAGACAUCCCAGAACUCAUCCACACAGCAGACUUGUGAGACAUCUCAGAACACAUCCACACAGCAGACAUGUGAGACAUCCCAGAACUCAUCCACACAGCAGACGUAGGGAUGUUGGUAAGAAGAGGAAGCGGAUUAGGGACAGGACCGGGGGACCAGAGAAGUGCCAUACUUUUAUCACCAUGUUAAUAAUAAAACAUUUGUAAACUCUG